Durusdinium trenchii is the source of this 1551-nucleotide messenger RNA. The record is from the annotation of a GenBank genome assembly. Lineage: Eukaryota; Dinophyceae; Suessiales; Symbiodiniaceae.
AUGACGGCAGCAACCCGGUUCUUGCUCGGUGACUGCCCCACGCUGACCCAUGAAGCCCGCGUGAGUCUUCUAGCAACCGAAAAUUCCCUGUGUGGCGGGAAUUUUGUCGUUCGCAAGAGAAUGUGGUGCACCCAGCAUCGAAUGUGCCAUAGACCUUGCAUGUUGCGAGAGUGGUACAGACAAACUGGUGACCCACGUUUUCAGGAAAGAGCCGAACACUGUGGCGGACGAUGCGGUGCGUGGGACCUGGUCUCAUACCCGGUGCGCCGGCGCUGGUGCUGUGAGCUGGCCGCGCGCGUGCUGGUGCCGGUGACCGGAGCAGAGCUAUGGGAGGGACAUUGGUUCAUUGCCAAUUCAGAAGUGGACAGAAGCAGACUCGGCCUGCACCAUUCUCAAUGUCCAUUGAGAGACGACAGGAACAUCAUGGACACACAUAUUCAAGUGACUUGUACGUCCUUUGCGUUCGACACCAGGAAGAGAACAUGGCUCAAGAAUUGCAAUGCAAGACUGCUCCAGAUGGAGGAAAGCAAAGAAAAGAGCGCCAAGACCUUAUUCAAGAUGGCGCUAGAGGUGGAGUGUAUGAUGCGUGUAGUCGCUGACAAGUGUUGGACCCCAUCAGCUUGCCGGGCGGAGCAAUCAGUGGACCCCUGGUUGAUCCAACCAAAAACAGUCGUCUGUCCGAGGCAAGGAAAAGCAGCGGGGACUGUUGAAGCAGUACGAGACCUCCUGAAGGAGUUGCAAAUGUUGCUGGAGUUUUUUGCGGCGGCGGCCAUACUAGGCGGGCUCUUUGCAGACAAGCAGCCUUCCAGAAGGACUCUUGGCACACUGCCUGUGAAUGUGCCUGUCAAAGCGCUGGAUCUCACACAGCCAAAGGAUGCAGAUGCAGAUGCAGAAGCUGCAGGGAAGGAGGAACACGACCCCCCUAGAGUUCUUCAGAUGGUGUACCAUCUUGAGCCGGCUGCAGAUAUUCCCGAAGACGAAGCUCAGAUGAUUGUUGACAUUCAACAUGCAGAUUUUGUGCAGCGCAAUCUUGGUGCUGCUCCAUUGCAAGCUGAACUGAAUGAUGAGGCAGAGCUGGAGCCUCGCAAUGAGCUUGUUCCAGAAGACAUUUUCAAGGGCCGCGUCAACAGGAUGAGCAAAGACACCUCUCGCCAUUUUCUUGAAGGAGCGGCUCUGCGACCUUGCCGCGAUGCGCUGAGUCGCGCCGGCUAUGAGGUGGAGAUUCAGGGCGGCUGCUUGGUUUUCGUCCAUCCGCAUCAGUAUGAAGAUGUGCUCAGGGCCCUUCAGACUUUCACGUUGACCCGUGCAGACAUCGUUUUUGCGGCCUCCUUCGAGUACUUGGUGGAGCAAACCUUGAGUCUCGCCGUUGACGUGGGGUGCCAGGGAUCUUGGAUGAAGUCCAGAGAUCAGCUUCCGAUGGAGAUUGAGACGGAUGGAGAGCAAAAGGAAGAAUCAGUGGAAGUUGAUGGUGUCCUGGAAAUUGACAGGACAUUCUAUCGAUGGCGGCCAGCAACAGCGGCUGCUUCUAACCCGAAACCCUUGACUUUUUAA